UACCUAACGGCUACUUUAUUUUCUUCUUCUUCUUCUUCUUCUUCACAAUGAAGAAAUCAUUGGGCCGUCAAAAGAUCGAAAUCAAGAAGCUAAAUGUGAAGAGUAGACGGCAAGUAACCUUCUCCAAACGCCGUGCUGGGCUCUUCAACAAGGCUGCGGAGCUCUCCAUUCUCUCCGGCGCUGAGAUUGCUAUUCUCGUCUUCUCUUCCACUGACAAAAUCUAUACAUUUGGUCAUCCUAAUGUUGAUUUCCUCAUUGAUCGUUUCCUGACGUCCAAUUUUGUUCCGCCCAAGCCGGUGGAAGCGUACCUCCCUUUGGAGGAGUUGAAUCGUGAUUUGAAGGAUGUGACUGCGGAGUUUGAAACAGAGAAGAGGCGCGCUGAGAGAAUGAGGAAAACCGGGGGGUUUUGGUGGGAUGAGGCGAUGGAAUGUAUGGGAAUCGAGGAUUUGAAGCGAUUCCGGUCGUCGUUGAUGGAACUGAGAGGAAAAGUUGCGGAGAGAGUGGAGGAAUUGGCGGCGGUGAGGAAUCAAGGGUUUCUUACUACUUCGCCGUCGUUUCAUCAUCUUUCCGUCGCGACGGAGAUUGACGAUUUAUUUUAUUUUAGUAUUUGAAUAAGAAAAUAGAAAGAUUUCAGAUUAAGAGUGAUUGAUUUUAGAUCAAUUACUUCAUUCUAAAUAUGAUUCUAAGAAAUUUGUCAUUCUUUGUAAUUCAAAUCGGAGAUGAUUCAGUUUUGUUAAUCCAAAAGGUUCUCUUAUUACAUGUUUGUUUCAUGAAUUUUGUUGAAA
Messenger RNA from Cucumis sativus (cucumber), 785 nucleotides. RefSeq names its product agamous-like MADS-box protein AGL62. Gene Ontology annotation, biological process: regulation of transcription by RNA polymerase II. Lineage: Eukaryota; Viridiplantae; Streptophyta; Magnoliopsida; Cucurbitales; Cucurbitaceae. Bases 48 to 611 code for a protein of 187 amino acids. The transcript has a single exon. Gene Ontology annotation, molecular function: RNA polymerase II cis-regulatory region sequence-specific DNA binding; protein dimerization activity; DNA-binding transcription factor activity, RNA polymerase II-specific. The record is from RefSeq and is a predicted model, not a curated record.